UGUCCAUCUCGCCCCUAGCUUUCACAUUUAUCUCUCUUCGAGCCAAUCUCAAUCUGCCAGUUUUCCUUAACCUCUCAUUACUCGAGCAUACUACGCUAUCAACUUCACAUCACAGCCGAUGACGAACGCGACCGAGACUCAGACUCAGACGAGUACCCAGUUGCCGGCCGUGGCUACCGGCGUCGCCCAGCCCCUUACAGAUUCAUCUCCAUCUACCUCGCUGAACAAUGAUAGAUCUUCUCGCGAGAUGUCUAAGGCGGAACAGAAGGCUGAUCCUUCCUCAUCCUCGCCCACCGCCCCGAAACCCCAGCGCGAGAUGACCAAAGCCGAACGUCGGGAACUUCAAGAAAAGCAAAGGGCUGAAAAGGCAGCCCUUAAAGGUCAGCCAGUGACAAUUUCCAUACCAUCGAAUCAACAACCAUCUGCCACGGCCUCGGCGGCUGGUCCUUCCACCGAAAACAAUGCCAGUGGAUCUGCUGCAAAAACGAAGCAACAGAAAGAGAUGACAAAGGCGGAGCGUCGAGAGCUUCAGGAGCGUCAGCGUGCUGCUAAAGCUGCGGCUAAAACUCAACCUGGCCCAUCGGGCGCCGCUCAGUCCCAAACUGCCGCACCAAGGAAUGUUCCUCCAUCCCCGUCGCCUGCUGUCCAGCAGCAUCCUCGCUCUGGUGCUGGCGGCACGCACCGUAAGUUAGAAGCCGCCCGUCCUGAUGGACUGGGCGGCGCAGACGCUCGCGGCCUUCGCAUAUUCUCCCAUUUUGGUACUCCGAAACCUCCUCCAACGACUAAAGGCGAUAUCCAUCCCGCAAUCGUUCGUCUGGGACUUCAGUUCGCUGAAUUCAAGAUUACCGGUGCCAAUGCCCGGUGUAUCGCCACUUUGAUGGCCUUCAAGACCGUCAUACAAGAUUAUGUCACACCUCCGAAUAAUACGCUUUCCCGGCACUUGAUGACGCAUCUAUCGCCACAAAUUUCGCAUCUUGUCGCAGCAAGACCGAUGUCAGUGACGAUGGGCAAUGCCAUCCGGCAGCUCAAGUUAGAAAUCAGCGGCUCCGAUAUCGAUCUGCCCGAGCAAGAUGCCAAGAAUGCGCUUUGUCAAAAGAUUGACAAUUAUGUCCGCGAGCGCAUAAUCUUUGCUGACCAAGUUAUCCAAGAAACUGCGGGCAGUAAGAUCAAAGAUGGCGACGUCAUUCUCACUUACGCUCGAUCAUCAGUCGUUGAGAAAGUGCUAUUGCGUGCUUGGGAAGACGGCAAGCAGUUUUCAGUCAUUGUAGCGGAUUCGAGACCCAUGCUUGAAGGCAAGAAGCUUCUACGCGUCCUCAGUAAAGUUGGAAUCCCUUGCACUUAUCUUCUCCUGCCUGCUAUCGGGUCUGUGAUUACCGAGGCAUCGAUGGUCAUUGUCGGCGCACAUGCUAUUCACGCAAACGGUGCCGUUUUCUCGCGAGCUGGAACUGCCCUAGUGGCAAUGAUGGCCAAGCAGCACUCUGUUCCUGUCAUGGUGUGCUGCGAGACAUACAAAUUUGCCGAGAGUGUGCAACUUGAUAGUUUCAUCAAGAACGAAUUGGCUCCAGCAGGCGACAUCUUUGAUGCCUUCCCUCGCUCGAGAGGUCAAGAAAAGCUGCAAACCACCGGCGGGCCAAAUCUAGCUCUUCUCAAUCCUCUUUAUGACCUCACUCCCGCAAGUCGCAUUACUGCCGUGGUCACGGAAGUUGGGGUUAUCCCUCCUAGUUCUAUCAGUUCAAUACCUCUGGCUCUCGGCAGAACAACAAUCUGAAGCGUCUUUGAAGCGGUCGAAAGGCUGCAAUCAGCACCUAACGACACAGUUUACGUGGAGUUUGGGAUUAAUGGUUUGAGUGGAGCUAUGAUAGUUGUGUAGAGCCCGUGGUGUACUAUGGUAUAUGGAGUACAAUAGAUAUUAUCGCAACACUCUAAGGCUGAGCAUUCUAAAGAUCUUUCUUGGACCCAACCGGUUCCGAGGUCGGAGGUUCUGAUGUAAUCUUGCGUUCUACCCACUCAAACGCGAAGUCCGUGGCAUGCUCUACAGGACGAUCGAAGAGGAAGGGCAGGAUGGGAACGAUAGCAAGGCCGGUGGCAGUUGGGCCCCAAGUCUUCAUGCGAGGACUCUUUGAACCGGCGAAGGCUUUCUUGGCCUGACGGACGGCGGUAUGAAUGGUAAACGCGGGAAGCGCCAUCGAUGCAAUAGACUGAAAAGCUGCACGUUUGACGGCCACGAGGCCCAGACGGGUGGGUUCUGAAAAGUUGGCUGUCUCUAGUGGGGAGGGGCCUUUGCGGCGUGCUUUGUAGGUCUCAUAGCCGACAUCGCCAGCUAGGUAAAGCCACGAGAUACCGUAGGCUGCAGUGACCAAUGCGGGGGGAACUACUGGGCGGAAAGCCUCGCCGAUAUCACUGGUGUAGGCAAUGUAACGAGUGGAAGCACGCAGUGCUGUCCUUAAGCGAGCACCGUAUGCCAAGUAGCGGACGUCAGAGUCUGUCGAGUCGACAUUCCGGUCUACGAGCUGGUCGGCUGUCUGUUUGACGGUGGACUCUAAUUCGGAGGACAUGGCAAGAAAGGAGGGACAAUAUCACG
Coniophora puteana RWD-64-598 SS2 is the source of this 2581-nucleotide messenger RNA. Its product is annotated as IF-2B-domain-containing protein. The transcript is spliced from 7 exons. The record is from RefSeq and is a predicted model, not a curated record. The coding region runs from base 119 to 1768 and encodes 549 amino acids. NCBI's taxonomy places the organism in Eukaryota, Fungi, Basidiomycota, Agaricomycetes, Boletales, Coniophoraceae.